UCCACUCACAGGUGAAAACACUCUGACUCUCUCCUCACCCUGAAAGGAUUAACAUCGUUUAUCUCAGCGAUGAAGCUCGCCACGCUCGUCUCCUUCCUCCGUCCGGCCGUCGCCACGCUGGUUCUCCUGCCGCUGCUUCUGAUUGGCUGGGCCGAGCAGGUGGCGGCGCACCCUGUCGACCGGCCGCUCAGCCAGCCGCUACGAAACCCGGAGACGUACCAGGCUGUCUGGGAAGUGUCACAACACGCUCAGAGUCAGCAGACGCACAGUGACUCCAGCACCAGACUGAUGCCCAGAGUCAACACUUCCCAGGACCACAUGAAGAUCUGCUGCCUCCACGCCAACAUCCUCGACUUCUACCUGAACAACAUCCUGCAUCGCCGUGACGACGACCAUCCUCACAUGCACAGGCUGAAGAUCGACCUGACCCGGGUCAGCGAGGACCUGCAGGCUCAUGGCUGCAAUGUGACGCAUUACCACGACCAUCAGCACACCGUGGAGUUUCGCAGGAAGCUCACCAGGAUGGGGGGCGAGCGAGGCCUCGUCAAAGCGGUGGGAGAGAUCGACAUCCUGUUCACGUACCUGCAGGAUUUCUGCAUCCAGCCGAGGAACUCGACAGACGAAGCUGCUGCUCACUGACGCCGCUUCUGCUCGCCAUAUUUAUCAAACUUUGAUCCUGACAACUUUUAUACGUUUAUUUAUUCAUCUAUUUAAUUUGAGAACAUAUUUAAAUUUUUUAUAUAAAGUUCAAUAUUUAUAUUUCUGAUUAGUUAUUGAUCGAUUUAUUGAUCGGAAUGUUUUUAUACCAAAGGAGUCGUUGUUGAUCGUGUCGCCGUGUUACGGCUGAACAGUGUUUAAUGCUGGAUGUUACACUCAGACUGUCGGACACGUGUGGAUGUGCUGUUAAUUUAAACACAAGAUACUUGUGCUCAAAAAGAGGAUUCAUUCUCAGUGAAGAACCUUGGAGCUCUAAUCUGCCUCUAUACCUGCCAAAGUAUAGAAACUGUGUUACGA
This is a messenger RNA of Chelmon rostratus (copperband butterflyfish), 1014 nucleotides long. Its product is annotated as interleukin-24-like. The record is from RefSeq and is a predicted model, not a curated record. NCBI's taxonomy places the organism in Eukaryota, Metazoa, Chordata, Actinopteri, Chaetodontiformes, Chaetodontidae. The coding region runs from base 70 to 639 and encodes 189 amino acids. Gene Ontology annotation, cellular component: extracellular region. The transcript has 6 exons.